Messenger RNA from Penaeus monodon (black tiger shrimp), 1765 nucleotides. RefSeq names its product arrestin homolog. Gene Ontology annotation, biological process: signal transduction; G protein-coupled receptor internalization. The record is from RefSeq and is a predicted model, not a curated record. Gene Ontology annotation, cellular component: cytoplasm. The coding region runs from base 77 to 1126 and encodes 349 amino acids. Gene Ontology annotation, molecular function: G protein-coupled receptor binding. The transcript is spliced from 8 exons. Lineage: Eukaryota; Metazoa; Arthropoda; Malacostraca; Decapoda; Penaeidae.
GGCUCCGGACCUCACUUGGCCCAGUCCAUCUUGAACUGACCAAUAACUCGUGACAAGCGAACAACAUAUCGGUACAAUGGUGGUCAAACUCCAAGUAUAUAAGAAGAGCUCUCCCAAUGGAAAGAUCACGAUGUACCUGGCCAGGAGGGACUACAUCGACCACGCCACGCACGUCGAUCCCAUCGAGGGCGUGGUCUCGCUGGACCCGAACUACGUGCAGAGCCGCAACGUGUACGUGCAGAUCGUGUUGCAGUUCCGAUUCGGCCGCGAAGACGAUGAAUCGAUGGGCUACACCUUUCUGAAGACGCUAUACAUCGGCAACACACAGGUGUACCCUCCAGUAACCGAUAUUACGGCGUCGGAGAUACAGAGGAACCUCAUGGCCAAGCUGGGCAACUUCGCCUUCGCCUUCAGUAUUGAUUUCCCGAUGCUGGCCUCGCCCUCCUAUUCCCUGCAGCAGGGCAGGGACGACAUGGGUGCGCUCAUGGGCCUCGAGUACGAGCUCAUGGCCUACGUGGGCGCCAACGAGAGCGAUAUCCACAAGAGGAGCACCUCACGCCUCUCGGUGCGCCGUCUCGUGGAGUGCCCGAAGGCCCUGUACCAGAUGCCUCCUCCCCGCAGCAGCCUCUCGAAGACCUUCUUCACCUGCUCGGGCGCCCUCUGCAUCCGGGCCAGCCUGCCCGCCCCCGUGUUCCGCCCGGGCGAAAACGUCCCCGUCAGCAUUAUCAUCAAGAAUCAGACGUCGCGGGAGGUGAAGAGGCUCAAGGUGAAGGUGGUUCAGCAGGCGCAAGUACCGAUGUUCAGCCUGAAAGAGGUGAAGGAACAAACUCUCAUUAAGACAGACGAGCCGAUCACCUUGGCUCCCGGGGUGUCGGUCGAGCGUAACGUCACACUCAUGGUCACGGCACCUUCUAAGACGAAGCAUGGCGAAGUGUUCCUGCAGGCAAAGGCGAAAUCCGAAGACCCCGACGUCCUGGCUCCCUCUACCAUCCCCAACCCGAACGUGGACUUCGCCGACAUCUUCGGCAUCCACGUGAACUACGUCGUCAGAGUAAAGGCCGUGUUCGGGGCGCUGACGGGCGACGCCGUUCUCGACCUGCCCUUCACGCUGGCCAUCGAGCGCUAGAAAAGACGUCGGCGCCAUCUUCUUCCUCCGCUGCGACAUCACAGGCCUUUACCAUUACGUCUCUGCCUCUUGAUUUCUCCAAGAAGGUUUAAGAAUGUCCGUGAAAGUCAAAAACAGUCUCAUUGCGUAAUACUUCUUAACAUUAUUUGAAUUUAAGACUCUUUCGCAAGAAAGCCUUUCGAAAGCGGUGGAGAGCGAGAAGGAAAAUCUGGUGUCGUUUUGUUUGUUUCUUUUCGUCUGGAAGCCUGAAAGACACAACUUUGUGAUUAUUUAUGUAUCCACCUCCCAUGCGGAAGGAGACUUUUUGUCAUUUUUACAUCAAUAUCAACGAAAUGAUACUGAUUCCAUUUCCCGUCUUUCAUAAAGAUCAUCAAUAUCUACCUUUUGGCGUUAUCCUUAUAAAACCCUGGUCAUAUAUCUGAACGAGGUUGCUAUAAGAUUUAUCAUCUAUAAUAUUAUUAUCAAAAUAUGAAAUGAAAUUCACUUUAUUGCCUUACUAUUACUGUAAUUGCUAUUGCCUUUAUCAACCUUAUUGUUAAUAAUCAUUCCCCUAAUAACAGCAUUGUGUUACCACUGUUAGUGCAUUGUUAUGGUGUAUGUAACCAAUAAGUUCUUAUAAAUGGUGUCUUAUAAAAAGAC